This is a messenger RNA of Oncorhynchus keta (chum salmon), 4710 nucleotides long. RefSeq names its product ubiquitin carboxyl-terminal hydrolase MINDY-1-like. The transcript has 10 exons. Bases 888 to 2546 code for a protein of 552 amino acids. Gene Ontology annotation, molecular function: cysteine-type deubiquitinase activity; cysteine-type carboxypeptidase activity; K48-linked deubiquitinase activity. Gene Ontology annotation, biological process: protein K48-linked deubiquitination. Gene Ontology annotation, cellular component: cytosol; cell periphery. The record is from RefSeq and is a predicted model, not a curated record. NCBI's taxonomy places the organism in Eukaryota, Metazoa, Chordata, Actinopteri, Salmoniformes, Salmonidae.
GAAGUGAAGUGGAGGAAGCGAAUUCAAGAUAGCGAACGAGGAGACAGUGGAAUGUAAAUAGUAUGGCUGUCAGCCAGCGAAGCUCGUUAAACGUUUUCUGUUGAUUGGACCAACAACAGUCUAAAUUUCACUACUUUUUUUUGUUGUUGUUGCCAUUUACGCUGUCAACUGGCUUCGUGGUAUGGUACAAUUUUUUAAAGAAUAUGGUUACUCGAAUUCACCAGCUGAUAUUUUCAGACGAAGCUAAGAAGUCAACCAUGCCGCAUUUGAUAUCCUAGAAACAUACUGAGUCAUCCAUGUCACGAGGCAAGGGACAAGCUUGACCAGCUCCAUCUCCCUUGUAACUUGUCCAUCUCUCUGGUGUAUUCCAUUGUAUAGUCAGGAAAAGCAGAACUUUUAUAACCAGAUAAGUUGUGCCUCCCCCAAAGAUAACUUUGCUCUAGUUUGCAGCUGUAGAAUGGAAAUGGAAAGAGGCAGUGCUGAAAAUUAUCUGUAAGAUAAUUGUACUUUUGUUAAGGUUAAAUUGAGAUAUAUAUAUAUAUAUAUUGUGGAAAUCUUGUACAGUUUUGUGAAAUCCACUCUGUCUUACAGUCUGAAUGACAUAAAACCGACAGAGCGACUGUGGAUUCUGCUGUAGCCGUCCAUCAACCCUGUUUUGCAAACUAAGGACACUGUUACUCAGGAAUACCAGUGAACUGAUUGUCGAGUAGAUUUCCCUCAAGAUUCACCUAGAAGGUCACUGCCAACUUUUAAAGCCUUGAAUAUUGUUAAUGUAAAGGGCUGAGUUUGUUUUUCUAUGCUUAUACAGCCUAAGCCUGAAGUAGUCUUUACCGACGACUUGGCCUUAUUUUCUAUUGAUUAAGGGCUACAUUGAACAUUAUCCGGCUAUGGCAGAUUCUGAGAUAGUCAGAGGAGAUCUCCUGAGCGUUGUCAAAGAUGACUGCUCUCUGACAGAGGCCAUUUCUGAGGAGGGUGGCCAUGCACCAGGGUCCUCUGUAGCUAAAGAAAGCCACAAAGCAGAGCCCUUGGACUGUGAAGAUUCCACCGAAGUCCCAUCAGUCAAGACCCCAAUUAUGGAAGCAGAAGGUUCUGGCAAACACAGUGGAACCGCACUCACGCCAGCCGCCACGUGUGCCGUCGUGUCUGAAAACGGCACAACAGAAGACGCUCAAUCCACCCCGCAGAGCCAAACUCUGACCGAAGUGAACGGGGAGAGCUCAGAGGCCAUGUUUGGAAGGCCGGACGAGAAUAGCCAGUCGGCUACAAGCGACUCUCCUUCCUUCUCCAUCCGCAGCCUGGAGUUCUUCGAGGGCAACACCGGGAAUGACGAGCCAUUGUCGUCCUACUCUGCCCUGGGCGACGAGGGCCGCUCCCCCUCUGCUGAUGUCCCCGGCCUGGUCGGUGACGUCCUGGCUGCCGCAGCCACGGGAGGGGCCACCGCCGCCCCAGAGCCCAUGACGCCGGCCUACUACUUUGUGAAAUGGAUCACCUGGAAGGAGAAGAAGACACCCAUCAUCACGCAGAGUGAGAACGGGCCCUGUCCCCUGCUGGCCAUCAUGAACACCCUGUUUCUGCGCUGGAAGGCCAAGCUACCCGCCCAGACAGAAGUAGUCACCACAGAGGACCUGAUGGCUCACCUUGGAGAGUGCGUAUUGUCCAUCAAACCCAGGGAGAAGGCUGAGGGAAUGGAGCUCAACUUUCAGCAGAACAUGAGUGAUGCCAUGGCAGUUCUGCCAAAGCUGUCCACGGGCCUUGACGUCAACGUGCGCUUCACAGGCGUGUCGGACUUUGAGUACACACCAGAGUGUAUCGCCUUUGACCUGCUGGAUAUCCCACUCUACCAUGGCUGGCUGGUGGACCCUCAGAGCCCUGAGAUGGUGGCAGCAGUGGGAAAGCUAAGCUACAACCAGCUGGUAGAGAAGAUCAUCGGCUACAAGCAUUCAGAAGACAGCAGCCGUGUCAGUGAAGGUUUGGUGGCAGAGCAGUUUCUGGAGUGCACAGCGACCCAGCUAUCGUACCACGGACUUUGUGAGCUCAACACUAAAGUCAAGGAGGGCGAGCUGUCCGUAUUCUUCAGAAACAACCACUUUAGCACCAUGAUAAAGCACAAGGGCCACCUGUACCUGCUGGUGACAGACCAGGGCUUCCUGCAGGAGGAGGGGCUAGUGUGGGAGAGCCUACACAACGUGGAGGGUGACGGCAACUUCUGCAACUCAGACUUCCGCCUGUGCCACCCGCCCCAGAGGAGCGUCCUCGUAACACAGCCCGACAGUCUCACGCCCCAGCAGCAGCAGAGACAGAUCGACCAGGACUACCUGGUGGCCAUGUCUCUGCAGCAGCAGCAGGGGGUGGCCCCGGGGCCCCUCAGUGACCUGGACCUGGCCAGACGGCUGCAGGAGGAGGAGUACCAGAAGCAGCAGCAGCAGCAGCAGAAACAAGGUCCCUCCCAGGCCCCAGCACAGCAGGUGAGACGUCAACUGGCAGCCAAGCCGGGAGGUCAGAGGAGACGGGAGAAAAAGGAUGAUUCCGACUGUGCCAUAUUAUAGCGACACCUAAACUUCCCCUAUUCCCCCAUGAGCCUGCACUUCAUUGCAUUAAGCCAACCCCUAACACAUACACACACACAGUUAGGGGAUUGUGCCCCUGCCAUCUCAAUGCCAAACUCACCCUUCACACUAAACCUCGAGGUUGUACCUCCCCAUCUCUCACCCUUGUUCUUCUUUGAACAUCCAGGCCAGAAGGUGGCAGUACUAGUCCUGCUUUGCUAGACCUCAGAACAGAAUCUAAACGUGAAUUGAGGCUGCAGAGAGGAAAUCCAAUGCAGUUGGUUGGUUACAGCAGAGAAUCAUAACCAAGACACGUCACAACCCAGGUAGAGUCACACAUCAGGGGUCGUCUUCUAUUCAGCUAUCACUGCCCCUCUUGAGAAAUAUGAGCGAAGUUUGUAACUGUGAUCUGGUUUGGUUUCUAUGGCAACGAGGCAGACAGUGGUCUGAUUUUGUAAGCUAAGUGGACAGAAAGUGAAGGUCUAGAUUUAAAGGGAAGUCACUACAGCUCUGACAAACUGAUGCAUCUUAAUGGAUGAUGCAACUUUUGAAAUGGCAAAAAAAAGUUAAAUUAAGAGCACAAAGACAACCCCCCCCUUCUCUGCUACCUUCUCGCCCUAGAAAGAUCUGUUUUUAAGCAAACUGUAGGGUAGUUGUCAUCUGACUCAUUUAAGCCGUGAUGGAAACUCGAGUACAUUCUUGUCCUAUACAGAACAAUGCACAAUUAUGCCUGGGUCGAGAAGCGGGCUCUGCAAGCCCGACGAACGAACGAAGAGAUGGCCGUUUCCCCCAAAGUCCUAUCUGCUAGAGUAAGCAUGGGCUUUUCUUUCCCUGUCAUAUAGUGUACUAUGCUGUAGUUCGUAGCAGGGAGGAAUUAUGCAGAAGUAGAAUGGUAUGGGCAGUGAAGGGGAUCUGCUGGAGCAUCUUUUGUGGAUGACUUUUGAGAUCAUUGGAGGGUUAAAGAUGACUAUAUGGGAAUAAGAGUCGCAUUAAAGGUCCAAUGCAGCUGUUUUGAUCUAAAUUUUAAAUAAUUGAAAGGUAAGAAUUUUAAAUGUCGUUUCUCUGCGAGUGGUCUGAGUGGGGAGGGGAAACCUGAAAAUUAGCUGAGAGGUUUGGAACGCUUUCUUAUUGGUCUAUUAACCCAUUUCAGGCAGGCCCAAAUGUCAUCCCAAAACCACAGGCUAACAUUUCUGCAUUUAACAGUAUUAUUCCAACAUCAGUGUGGAUAUAUAUAUAUAUAUACUGAACAAAAAUAUAAAGCAACAAUUUCAAUCAUUUUAAAGAGUUACAGUUCAUGUAAUGAAAUCAGUCAAUUGAAAGAAAGAAAAAAAUUAGGCCCUAAUCUAUGUAUUUCACAUGACAGGGCAGGGGUGCAGCCAUGGUUGGACCAGGGAGGGCAUAGGCCCAGCCACUUGGGAGCCAGGCCCAGCCAAUCAAAAUGUUUUUCCCCCCCAACAAACGGGCAUUAUUACAGAUAGAAAUUCUCUAAAAUGACAUUAUUGUAGAGAAAUUAACAUAAAAUUCUCUGGAAACAGCUCUGGUGGACAUCUCUGCAGUCAGCAUGCCACUCAACUUGAUACCUCUGCAUUGUGUGAAAAAAUUCACAUUUUAGUGGCCUUUAAUUGUCCCCAGCACAAGGUGCACCUGUGUAAUGAUUAUGCUGUUUAAUCAGCUUCUUGAUAUGCCACACCUGUCAGAUGGAUGGAUUAUCUUGGCAAAGGAGAAAUGCUCACUAACAGGGAUGUAAACUAAUUUGUGCACAAAAUCUGAGAGAAAUACGCUUUUUGUGCGAAUGCAACAUUUCUGGGAUCUUUUACUUCAGCUCAUGAAACAUGGGACCAACACUUUUUACAUGUCGCGUUUAUAUUUUUGCUCAGACAGGUAAAUCACGUUUUUGACUGCACUGGGCCUUCAAGCAAAUCUGGUGCUUGAACCAACUAUGAGAAGUCUGCAUUUGAUUUACAUUACUUAGGAAUAAAGUUCUGGCAGUUAAUUCAGUUUUGAGACGGUCGGCUAUACAGGGCCUUUUGAAGUAGCUUUAGGGGGAGGGGCUUUCAGCAACACUACAGAAAUAGGCCACACCUUGACGCCAAGUGUUAAUCGUCACCACUUCUUGCUUUGAAUUUAAUUUGUCAUGUCAGUAAAGGAAAAUCUAAACAAAUGA